Messenger RNA from Salvelinus fontinalis (brook trout), 2739 nucleotides. Its product is annotated as gastrula zinc finger protein 5-1-like. The transcript is spliced from 3 exons. The record is from RefSeq and is a predicted model, not a curated record. Bases 246 to 1811 code for a protein of 521 amino acids. NCBI's taxonomy places the organism in Eukaryota, Metazoa, Chordata, Actinopteri, Salmoniformes, Salmonidae. Gene Ontology annotation, cellular component: nucleus.
CUGAAGAGAAAGGGUGUUAUUGGUUGGCAUCAUACUUAAAACGGAAAUGAACAGUGGCCAACAACAAUUUCCACGUUAGCGUUUUUACAGUUAUUAUUUAGACCUUUUUUAACACCAUAGGACUCAAAAUAUGACUUAACUGCACAGCAUCGCACACGUACCCCGGUUAUUGUUUAAUUCGCGUAGGAGACAGGACUUGGUUGACAGAUGUUAUCUAGGUAACCCUAGCUAGCUAGGUGCUAACAAUGGAUAACUGUAUGGUUUUUCACACUCAAAUUGCCUCAAUCUUGGAGGUGCUAGCAAAUGCAGCCGUGGCAGACAUCUGUAAACUCGUAGAGGACGACUAUGCAGUGUUUCGUUUGGAAAUAACUCAAAGCCAGAAAGAAAACCGGGCAUUGCGGAGGAAACUGCAUCUUUUGGAACUGAAGGUGGCACGGGAGCGCGUCCUCGUCAGUCGUCCCAGUAGUGUCAAGAUCCUCGACCAAUACAGAGGAAUGGCAAGAGGUGAAGGAAAUCUCACUGGAGGCCACAGGAGCUUUGUGAAGCCAGCAGGACACCAUACAUGGACAGAUGACCAACCAAUCACUAUUGAUGAGGGGAGUGGAACCUCAACCCAGCACAUUAUCGUGAUAGAGUCUGCAGAUGCAGAGGCUACAGGUCCUGGGGUCAAGCUGGAGAAGACUGAAGGAGAGGUGGAACCACGGCAAAGCAGAGACAUCCAGACUGGAGCGCCCCCUGUAGCCACAAAGGACCCCACCAUCGCCCCAGCGCCGCCCAGGACCCGACGUAGCAUCACAGAGGUCAGUGGAAUGCCGAAAGCCACCCUGAAAUCAGAAACAGACACAGAGACUUCAACUGUAACACACAGGCUCUUACACCCAGGAUCUGACCCAGAGAGACUGGUGCCACUGGGCUGUCCUCCUGCUCCCGCUCCCGGCUCAGAGUACUUACCGGUAUUUCAUCAGAUCCAGAGGACGGUUCAUUCCCAUGGUGAUGGUGACGCUUUAGACACUGGGGUUGAUCUGUCUUGUUCUUACGCUACAGAGAUGGACCCUGACAACAUGACCUUGGGUUUGGAGACACAGACUGAUCUGUCUAGAAGGGACUGGAACCAGUACAGUAGUACUGUAUACUCUGAAGGGUGCCUAGAUAAGAAAGGGGAGGUUAUAGUGGUAGAUGAGGUGAAAGUGGAGGGCUACGCUCCUCCCACAUGGAAUGCAGAUAGUCACCUAGAAGACGGACACUUACAGGGCAGAGAUUUCUUAGAUUACAGGGGAAGUUCAGAGACAAAUCAACAUUUUGUCACCCACUCCCCUUUACACACGCUCAGGGAUCGCGACCCAGUAUCUACGUCGAUGGGGCCUCCUGAUUCACAUGGCCACGUCCUUUUCGAUCAGGUAUUGAACUCAAUCGACAGGGCUAGAGCCCAGGCUCAGGGAGGGGGAGCAACAUCAGGCAAUAGUAAAGAGAAACGGUUCCUCUGCAUGUUUUGUAACAAAGGUUUCAGCUGCCCCCAGAAAGUGGAGAUCCACCAGAGGGUCCACACAGGGGAGAAACCCUUCAGCUGUACCCAGUGUUACAUGUGCUUCGCCCAGGCUGGUGAUCUGAAGAGGCACCAGAUGGUCCACACAGGGGAGAAACCCUACAGCUGCCCCCAGUGUGAGAAGAAGUUCUCCCGCCAGCACCAGCUGAAGAGGCACCUGAAGGUUCACACGGGAGAGAGGCCGUUCGCCUGUGCACACUGCAGGAAGAGGUUCUCAGAGAGAAGCUACCUCAGGAUACACCAGGAGAAAAACCAUUCUACUCUAUAACAUAGAAAGUCACCAUUCCACUCGAUACCAUCUGACGUUUAGAUCAAACCCUGCAUUAAAUACAGAUUAAUUGUAAUUGUUGUCAACAGAAAAUACCCACAGAUGCAUUUGAAAUAACGAGAGUAACCGAUUUCAGAGUACAAUAUUCCUGGGUAGAAUAUUGCAUCCAGUGUGAUAUACACUGAGUAUACAAAACAUUAAGAACCUCUGCUCUUUCCAUGACAGACUGACUAGGUGAAGGCUUUGAUCACUUAUUAAAUCAACUUCAAUCAGUGUAGAUGAAGGGGAGGAGACAGGUUAAACAAGGAUUUUUAAACCUUGAGACAAUUGAGACAUGGAUUGUGUAUGUGGGCCAUUCAGAAGGUGAAUGGGCAAGAUUUUAGAGCCUUUGAACAGGUUAUGGUAGUAGGUGCCAGGCGCACCGGUUUAUGUUGAGAAUUGCACCACUGCUGGGUUUUUCACGCUCAACAAUUUCCAGUGCGUAUCAAUAAUGGUCAGACACCCAAAGGACAUCCAACCAACUUGACACAACUGUGGAAAGCAUUGUAGUCAACAUGGGCCAGCAUCCCUUUGAAAUGCUUUUGAUACCUUGUAGAGUCCAUGCCAUGGCUAAUUGAGGCUGUUCUGAGGGCAAAAGGGGGGUUGCAACUCAAUAUUAGGAAGGUGUUCCUAAUGUUUGGAAUACUCAGUGUAUAAGGCAUAUUUAAGCCUAAAAAAGUAUGUUACAUAUUAUGCUUAACUGUGUAGGCUAUAUAAUGUUCACAAAUUCCUAUUUCAUUACUUCUGAUUUAACUAUAAAAUGUUUUUCAGUUUAUCAAGUUCAAUCAGAUGUUUAGUUGAGACAUUACAUUUUACAUUUUAGUAAUUUAUCAGACACUCAUUGUAAUGGGUACAUUUUCCCUCAAUAAAGUAGGUAUCCGCAAAGUCA